This is a messenger RNA of Gamsiella multidivaricata, 1674 nucleotides long. RefSeq names its product vacuolar protein 8. Bases 1 to 1674 code for a protein of 557 amino acids. Gene Ontology annotation, cellular component: fungal-type vacuole membrane. Gene Ontology annotation, molecular function: protein binding; protein-membrane adaptor activity. The transcript has 6 exons. The record is from RefSeq and is a predicted model, not a curated record. Gene Ontology annotation, biological process: vacuole inheritance; nucleus-vacuole junction assembly. Lineage: Eukaryota; Fungi; Mortierellomycota; Mortierellomycetes; Mortierellales; Mortierellaceae.
AUGACAGACCGCAAUCGGAAUGGUCUAUACGAGCCCUUGCUUCAGGAGAACGAGCGCGAGGCCGUAGCAGACCUGCUGCAGUUUCUGGAGAACCGCACAGAGACCAACUUUUUUGAGGGCGACCCUCUUCGUGCCCUCUCUACCCUGGCGUUCUCGGACAAUGUUGACCUUCAACGGUCCGCCGCUCUUGCCUUCGCAGAGAUUACAGAAAAGGAUGUCAAAGCUGUAGAUCGGGAUACGCUAGAGCCUGUCCUCUUCCUGCUCCAAUCUCAUGAUGUUGAGGUCCAGAGAGCUGCUUCGGCUGCUUUGGGUAACCUGGCUGUCAAUCCCGAGAACAAGCUGCUGAUCGUAAAGCUUGGAGGGCUUGAGCCACUUAUCCGCCAGAUGCUUUCGCCUAAUGUUGAGGUUCAAUGCAACGCUGUGGGCUGCAUCACUAACCUCGCCACACAUGACGAGAACAAGACUAAGAUCGCGAAAUCAGGAGCACUUGUCCCUUUGACGCGCUUGGCCAGAUCCAAGGAUAUGAGAGUUCAGCGAAACGCGACGGGCGCUCUUCUCAAUAUGACACACUCGGACGAAAACAGACAGCAACUGGUCAAUGCUGGAGCCAUUCCUGUACUAGUCAGCUUGCUCAGCUCACCAGAUACGGACGUCCAAUACUACUGCACGACAGCCCUCAGCAACAUCGCUGUCGACAGCGCUAACCGGAAAAAGCUGGCGCAGACGGAGCCCAAGCUUGUGAAUGCAUUGAUUGGACUCAUGGACUCGUCCAGUCUCAAAGUGGAGUGUCAGGCAGCCUUGGCCCUCCGUAAUUUGGCCUCGGAUGAGAAGUACCAGCUGGAGAUUGUUCGAUCCCGGGGAUUGACUCCUCUCCUUCGCCUGUUGCAGUCGACAUUCUUGCCCCUGAUCCUUUCUUCUGUCGCCUGCAUUCGCAACAUUUCCAUUCACCCCUUAAAUGAGUCGCCUAUUAUCGACGCAGGAUUUCUGGAGCCCUUGAUCGAAUUGCUUGCAUAUGACGAGAACGAGGAAAUUCAGUGCCACGCCAUUUCGACCCUCCGCAAUCUUGCUGCAAGCAGCGAGCGCAAUAAGAGGGCGAUUGUUGAAGCUGGAGCGGUGGAGCGCGUCUGCGCCUUGGUGCUGAAUGUGCCCCUCAGCGUCCAGUCCGAGAUGACGGCCUGCGUCGCAGUUUUGGCUUUGAGCGACGAUCUGAAGCCUAGGUUGCUUGAGUUGGGCGCACUUGAUGUGCUGAUCCCUCUUACGGGUUCGUCAAGCGUGGAGGUGCAGGGCAACAGUGCGGCAGCGAUUGGAAACCUGUCUUCGAAGGUCCAGAACUAUCGACCAUUUAUUGAUGUCUGGGAUGAGCCAGAGGGCGGUCUGCACGGAUAUCUUUCUCGGUUCCUGGACAGCGUUGACACGACAUUCCAACACAUUGCGAUCUGGACGAUUGUGCAGUUCCUGGAGGGGGGCGACGAUCAUUUGGUCGAACUGAUUACCGGCUCGCACGACAUUAUACCCGCCGUCGCACGGUUGACCCAGACACUGGAGUCGGGCUCGCCACACCAACAGCAGAUGGAUGAUGCCCUGACAGACGAGAGUGAGAUUGUCGGGUUGGCAAGACGGGUCCUGAGCAUGUUGGACCAGCACUUGGAGUCGCCAUAUGUUGAGAAGAAGUAA